This is a messenger RNA of Cyclocybe aegerita, 2751 nucleotides long. NCBI's taxonomy places the organism in Eukaryota, Fungi, Basidiomycota, Agaricomycetes, Agaricales, Hemipholiotaceae. The record is from the annotation of a GenBank genome assembly.
AUGGCGGUCUCUACCGGGCGCCCAAAACUCAAAACUGCGUUCAGAAAGGCGAGGACGAUCGCACCUCUUUACACGUCUGGUGCUGUAGCGAUUACAGCAGAUGGAUCGAGGCUGGUUACUUGUGUCGCCGAGGAUAUCCUCCUUACACAUGUUGAAAGCGGCGUUGAAAUAUGUCGCUUUGUAGGGGACACCCAAAUCAUCAAUUCUCUUUGCAUUACUCCUUCCUCCUCUCAUGUCAUUGUUUUCACGUCCUCGCUCUCCCUCCGAAUAUACGAACUUCCGAAGUCGGUAGACCCGUUGCAAAAGCGUAUCCCGCCCAUCCGUGUCGUUGGCCGUGCCCAUGAAGCCCCAGUCCAUGUCUGCACUGUCGAUCCAACUUCAACGUACCUCGCAUCUGGAUCCGCAGAUGGCGUUGUUAAAGUGUGGGAUAUUCUACGUGGUUAUGUCACCCACGUUUUCAAAGGUCAUGGUGGCGUCGUCAGCGCGCUGGCGUUUAACUACCCUCAAGACACUUCCUCUGUGAUGCAGACCCGGACAAUGCAUCUAAUAACGGCCUCAGUGGAUACACGAAUCCGUAUCUUCAAUCUGACAGAAGGUGCAUCUACCUCGAGUGGAGGUGGGAAACCAGAAGCAAUUCUUGAAGGACAUGUUUCUGUUCCUCGCGGCCUCGACGUUUCGGAAGAUGGAAGAUGGCUGGUCAGUGGUGGAAGGGACUCGGUUGUGUUGAUUUGGGACCUAUUGUCGAAACCGUCAACCACGAAAGGAAAGAAAACUGGCAGAACGAUAUCAUCAACACCAACUUUAAUGAAGACUAUACCAAUUCUAGAACGAGUCGAAGCGCUUGGAAUUCUACGCAGCGACGUUUCCUUUGGAGAGUCGAAGGGAGAUAUUAGUAAACUCAGGUUUUAUACCGGCGGCGAGAAAGGCGUCGUCAAGGUCUGGGGUGCAAAGAAGGGGGAGGUCCUGCAGCAGCUGGGAAAGGAACAGGUUACCGUCUCGGAUGACGUGGAGGAGCAGCGACAAAUUCUCAGUGUUUUAUACUUGCCCCCAAGCUCGACGGUGGUAUCUGUCCACGCUGAUCAAAACAUUAUCUUCCAUUCUCUCCAGGACGGCACUUUGUCCCGCCAGCUGAUUGGGUUCAACGACGAAAUCGUCGACGCCACGUUCCUUAGUUAUCCCACGUCUGCCAACGCCUCCCUACGAGAUUCGCACAUCGCGCUCGCCACCAACUCCUCUUUGAUUCGAGUCUACUCAACGAAACACGUCGACGCUCGUCUGCUGGAGGGCCACUCCGAAAUUGUCCUUGCACUAGACCAGUCUGCGAACGGGACUUUACUUGUCAGUGGAAGUAAAGACAAAAUUGCAAGAGUAUGGGCUCCCAUGGUCGAGAAUCCAGAAGAACCUCAGUCAUGGGGCUACGGUUGUGUUGCCGUCUGCGAAGGUCAUGCUGAAAGCAUAGGGGCUAUCGCGAUGGCUAGAGAAGGAGACAUGCCGAAAUUCAUGUUUACGGGCAGCCAGGAUAGGACGAUCAAGAUGUGGGACCUUGCUAACGUCCCGUUGUCCUCAACCGACAGCACAGCUGUGACGCAUUGCAAAAGUCUAACGACACACAAGGCGCAUGACAAGGACAUUAACUCGCUUGAUAUCUCGCCAAACGAUCGCUUUCUGGUUUCUGGUUCGCAGGAUCGGACGGCGAAGGUUUUCGAGAUUCAGUACGUCGUUGGAGCGGGCGGUGCCGUGCGAGGUGAACUUAAGCUGGUUGGAACAUGUAAAGGACACAAACGAGGUGUGUGGACGGUGCGAUUCGGACGAGCGGAGAGGGUACUUGCCACAGGAAGUGGAGAUAAAACGAUCAAACUAUGGAGUCUCGAUGAUUACUCGUGUCUGAAGACAUUUGAAGGUCAUACGAAUUCUGUACUGCGACUCGACUUCCUGAAUGCUGGGAUGCAACUCGUCAGCACGGCGUCUGACGGGCUUGUCAAGUUGUGGAACGUACAGGAGGAGGAGUGUGUGACAACUCUCGACAACCACGAAGACAAGGUGUGGGCACUGGCCGUGAGUACAGACGAACGGACCAUCGUAUCUGGAGCUGCGGACUCCGUAGUGACAUUUUGGGAGGAUUGCACAGAAGAAAACGAGGCCGAGAAGGAGACAAAGCGCACAGACAUGGUUCUGAAAGAUCAAGAUUUCAUGAAUUACAUUGCAUUACACGACUAUAAACGAGCCAUUCAACUUGCUCUGGCGAUGUCUCAACCUGGCCGUCUAUUUUCCCUUUUCAAGGAGGUCGGUGCUUCCCAAGAAGAAGAAGCGGUGUCGGUUUCUGGCAGCCCUGCUGUGGAUGAAGUCAUCCAGACACUCAGCGGCCCCGACCUCGCCAAACUCCUUCGCUAUGUCCGCGACUGGAAUACUAACGGGAAGACGUCUUCUGUCGCCCAACGUGUUCUCUUCUCGGCCAUGAAGCUUCGGUCCGCAGGCGACGUCAUUCAAGCCUUCGGCGAGGAGACUGUUGAAAAUGAAUUUGCCGAUGGAGAUAUCUCUCAAUCCAAGACCGCCCCCACGACGGGACGUACCGCUCUCAAGGAGCUCGUUGAGGCACUUAUUCCGUACUCCGAAAGGCAUCUUUCGAGAUUGGAGAAGCUACUGCAGGAGAGCUAUGUUGUGGACUAUAUUCUGGGCGAGAUGGACGACGGGAUGUUUGACAGCGAGUUGCUGGACGACGAUGCCAUGAAAGCGGACGCUGGCACGGCAUAA